AUGGACGGCACACAGAAUGGCAACGGAGCUAUGGGUGGGAAUCAGAGCAAGACGACGCGAUUAUACAACAAAAUAAAAGGCCUGUUCAAUCAGGACAUCUCUGAGGAGCUGCGUGCCAGUACCGACAUCGAAAUCCACAAGUGGAAUGGAAAAGACGACCCGGACAAUCCGUUCAACUGGAGCACAUCGUACAAAUGGGUGUUGACCGUCACUGUCUGCUUCAUUUCGAUCUUGACUGGUCUACCAGCAGGAACAUACGGCUCUGGCAAUGACUGGAUGGAAGACCAGUUCCAUGUCCAGAACAGUCCCUUCCCCAACCUCUACUGGGCGACGACCUCGUGGAACAUGGGCGCUGCCUUCUGGCCCCUCAUCUUCGUCCCUCUUACCGAGUCCUCCGGGCGCAUGCCGGGCUACUUUGUGGCAUAUAUCAUCUUGAUCGCGACACUCUUUGGCUCUGCCUUUGCGCAGAACUUUGCGACCAUUCUUAUAACCCGGUUCUUUGGAGGUGGUGCCUCGUCCGUCUCGAUCAAUAUCGUCGGAGGCAGCAUCAGCGAUGUGUGGUAUGGCGAGAAGGCUCGCAGUUUGCCCAUGUCACUGUUUGGUUUCACCAGUGUUGUAGGAAUUGCGCUUGGCCCUUUUAUCGGCUCAGCCAUUGUACAGAUUCCUAAGGUUGAUCCCUGGCGUUGGAUCUUUUAUAUCCAGAUCAUCUAUAACGCCGGUCUCGUACCCAUCUUCUGGCUAAUUCUCCGUGAAACCCGCGCGGAUGUGAUCCUACGAAACCGCGCUCGCAAGAUCCGCAAAGAAACAGGCCGCCAUGUCUACGCCCAAGCAGAGAUCAACUCCCCCAGCACUCUGCGACUGCUCCAGAUAUCAUUCAAGCGCCCGACGAAGAUGUUGCUGACGGAGCCUGUUGUGAUUUUCUUCACCCUGUGGAUCAGCUUCGCGUGGGGAAUCCUAUACCUAUUCUUCUCCAGCGUGGUGCAGACCUUUUCGGCCAACUAUAACUGGAGCAUUAUGGCUACUGGCCUCGUCCAACUGGCCAUUUCUGUUGGCGCCGUCAUUGGCACUGCAGUGAACCCCUUGCAAGAUUGGUUAUAUCUUCGCUCUUCACAGCGUAACAAGGAGAAGCCUGGGAAGCCAAUUCCCGAGGCGCGUCUCUAUACAUCGAUUCCCGGAAGUCUUCUCUUCGCCGCUGGUCUCUUUUGGUAUGGAUGGGCCAGUAUGCCCGAUGUCCACUGGAUCGUGCCUACGAUAGGUAUCACCGUGACAGGUCUCGGGAUUUACUCCAUUUACAUGGCUGUUAUCAACUACCUGACUGACGCCUAUGAGCGAUACGCCGCCUCCGCCUUGUCUGCCGCCUCUCUGGGGCGCAACUCCUUUGGCGCCUUUCUUCCUCUGGCGUCGCCGCAGCUGUUUAGCAACCUUGGAUAUGGAUGGGCCGGUACAUUACUCGGUUUCAUCGGUCUUGCCUUGUCGGCGGUGCCCGUAGUGCUGGUCCUCAAAGGACCUGACAUUCGCCGACGCAGCCCGUUCAUGCGAGAGGCGAUGUGGGAUUCGGACGAGCCAGAGGAGAAGCAGGAAGAGGUCGAGAAUGCCUAA
Messenger RNA from Aspergillus versicolor CBS 583.65, 1599 nucleotides. RefSeq names its product putative MFS multidrug transporter. The transcript has 5 exons. Lineage: Eukaryota; Fungi; Ascomycota; Eurotiomycetes; Eurotiales; Aspergillaceae. Gene Ontology annotation, biological process: transmembrane transport. The record is from RefSeq and is a predicted model, not a curated record. Bases 1 to 1599 code for a protein of 532 amino acids. Gene Ontology annotation, molecular function: transmembrane transporter activity.